Molecule: messenger RNA, 1470 nt
Organism: Melitaea cinxia (Glanville fritillary)
Lineage: Eukaryota; Metazoa; Arthropoda; Insecta; Lepidoptera; Nymphalidae
Gene: 128up
Product: GTP-binding protein 128up
Exons: 7
Coding region: 173-1276 (367 amino acids)
Biological process (GO): cytoplasmic translation
Cellular component (GO): cytoplasm
Molecular function (GO): GTP binding; GTPase activity
Source: RefSeq, a predicted model, not a curated record
GUCGCUAUCGAAUGUCAUUUACGUCAGUUUGAUACUCGGCGCCGACUGAUUCUGGAAGAUUGACACGCUUCCAGUUUAUAUUAUAAGAUCAGCAAGUGAAAUUUAUCAAAUCUUACUUUAAGCUAUUUAUUAUCAGUGAAAAUACACGUAAAGGCUUUUAAAAAACGUAACAAUGAGUACUAUAUUAGAAAAAAUCGCAGCAAUAGAGGCCGAGAUGGCCCGAACACAAAAAAAUAAAGCAACUGCUCUCCAUUUGGGAUUACUAAAAGCGCGAUUGGCUAAGCUAAGACGUGAAUUAAUUACACCCAAAGGUGGCGGCGGUGCCACUGGUGAAGGUUUCGAUGUUGCUAAAACUGGAGAUGCACGUAUUGGAUUUGUCGGGUUUCCAUCUGUGGGCAAAUCAACUCUGUUAUCCAAUUUAGCAGGAGUUUACUCUGAAGUAGCAGCGUAUGAGUUCACAACGCUGACUACCGUGCCUGGAUGCAUUAAAUAUAAGGGUGCUAAAAUACAGUUGCUUGAUUUGCCUGGAAUUAUUGAAGGAGCCAAGGACGGCAAGGGUCGUGGUCGUCAAGUCAUAGCUGUGGCCCGAACAUGUAGUCUUGUCUUCAUCGUCCUGGAUGUAUUGAAGCCGUUGCAGCAUAAGAAACUAUUGGAACACGAGUUAGAAGGUUUCGGAUUGCGGUUAAACAAGCAACCUCCGAACAUAAAUUUUAGAAAAAAAGAUAAAGGAGGAAUCAAUUUGAACAUUACUUGCCCACAAUCUGAAUUGGAUCAAGAAACAGUUAAAACUAUUCUCUCCGAGUACAAGAUACAUAAUGCAGAUAUAACUCUCCGAUAUGAUGCCACUAGCGACGAUUUGAUCGAUGUCAUUGAAGGCAACAGGAUAUAUGUACCUUGCAUUUAUCUGCUUAACAAGAUUGAUCAAAUAAGUAUAGAAGAAUUAGAUGUCAUUUACAAGAUUCCUCACUGCGUACCAAUCUCUGCUCACCAUAAAUGGAAUUUUGAUGAUUUGUUGGAAAAAAUGUGGGAAUACUUGAAACUUAUUAGAAUAUACACUAAACCUAAAGGACAACUGCCUGACUAUAAUGCACCGGUUGUUUUGCAUGCAGAUAGGACAUCCAUCGAGGAUUUCUGUAACAAACUUCAUAGAUCAAUUGUAAAAGAAUUUAAAUAUGCCUUAGUCUGGGGAUCGUCCGUAAAACAUCAACCGCAGAAAGUAGGAAUAGAGCAUGUACUAGCAGAUGAAGAUGUGGUUCAAAUUGUUAAGAAAGUCUAAUAAACAAGAUAUAUAUAUUUUCAAAGAUUGACAGUGAAAUGAAAUAUAUUUUGAAUCCUAAAGUUGUUAAAAAUAUAAAUAUAUGCUCAAUAAUACAGAAGUUACUAUAUAUCAAUAUCAACCACGAACAAGUAAUAAAUUUCUGUUGUCUGCAAGAAAUGUUUUUAUAGUUAUGUUAGAAACAAAAAUUUCAA